GACGCCAGACGCAAAACGCCGGGCCUACCGCGGGAGCGUAGGAGCGUCCACGAAUUCCGUUUGGAGGUAUCUUUGAGCUCGCUUCAGCACCAUGAGCAAAGCUCACCCUCCCGAGUUAAAAAAAUUUAUGGACAAGAAGUUAUCGUUGAAAUUAAAUGGUGGCAGGCAUGUCCAAGGAAUAUUGCGGGGAUUUGAUCCCUUUAUGAAUCUUGUGAUAGAUGAAUGUGUGGAGAUGGCAACCAGUGGGCAACAGAACAAUAUUGGAAUGGUGGUAAUACGAGGAAAUAGUAUCAUCAUGUUAGAAGCCUUGGAACGAGUAUAAAGAAUGGCUGAAUUCACCAGAGAUGAACUACUUCCACAUGUCCCCUCUCCAUGCAGUACCUGUUUUAACACAAUAUAAAAAUCCAGUCCUGUCCAUUUUCACACUGAACUUUUGUUAAAUAAACUUUUGUAUUGAUCAAAAAAUGCUUUCUCAUAUGUCUGAACUUAGAAAGUAGAAUAUUAGCUCUAAUUUUUUUUCUUAUAUGAACUAUUCCUGGUUAAGACUGAUUUUUUUUCCAAAGGGGGUUGUUGUUUUUUUGCAUUGAUAAAGAAUCUGAUCAACGUAAAACAGCAAGGAUGCCUUUUUCCUAUCUUUUAACACUGAAUAAAGAACCUAUAAACCUGA
Miniopterus natalensis is the source of this 667-nucleotide messenger RNA. RefSeq names its product small nuclear ribonucleoprotein polypeptide G (gene SNRPG). Gene Ontology annotation, biological process: mRNA splicing, via spliceosome; spliceosomal snRNP assembly. The record is from RefSeq and is a predicted model, not a curated record. Lineage: Eukaryota; Metazoa; Chordata; Mammalia; Chiroptera; Miniopteridae. Gene Ontology annotation, molecular function: RNA binding. Gene Ontology annotation, cellular component: U5 snRNP; U1 snRNP; spliceosomal tri-snRNP complex.